GAGGACCAGGAGCUACAAGAAGGAAUACUGUAAUAUUUUUAUUCCCCAAAGAAGCAGCUGAUACUCAGGAUGCACAGGUGUAUUGGCGGAUUUUGCGUCUCUCUUAUUUUUUGCGCGUUUGUCACGGAGACUCUCGGAAUGGUCGUUGCGGCAAAAGAAAAGAGAGGAUGGACCCUCAACAGUGCUGGGUAUCUCCUUGGUCCUCGUCGUAUUGAUCACCUUAUACAGAUUAAGGAUACUCCCAGUGCAAGGGGGCGAGAAGAUCAGCUUGGUCAAUAUGCCAUUGAUAACCACAAAAGCCUUAGCGACAAGCAUGGACUGGCAGGGAAGAGAGAAAUGCCCAUGGAUGAGGAUUUCAAUGCAGGAGCUCUGAGAAUAUCAGAUGAAGAUGUUGUCCAUAUCAUAGACUUUCUUUCUUAUCUUAAAUUAAAAGAAAUUGGGGCUCUUGACGGUCUGCCUUCCUCCCUCACGUCAGAGGAAAUCAGUCAACCGUAAUUCUGACCAAUUUCAGCAUUUACACACCUUGACUUCCACUGAACCCUCUCCCUGAGGCCGUCUUAUGUUGUAUGUGUUCUCCAUUGCACUGUUCUUGACAUGUUAAACUGUCAAUAUUACCCGUACCUUCUACCAGAAUAACUUGAUGGCUGAUGUGGAGAUGGAUUACAAAAUAAAUACAAUUCAUCAAUGG
This is a messenger RNA of Xyrauchen texanus (razorback sucker), 688 nucleotides long. Its product is annotated as galanin peptides-like. The record is from RefSeq and is a predicted model, not a curated record. Gene Ontology annotation, molecular function: hormone activity. Gene Ontology annotation, cellular component: extracellular region. Lineage: Eukaryota; Metazoa; Chordata; Actinopteri; Cypriniformes; Catostomidae. The transcript is spliced from 7 exons. Bases 70 to 495 code for a protein of 141 amino acids.